This is a messenger RNA of Penicillium cinerascens, 381 nucleotides long. RefSeq lists its product as uncharacterized. Bases 1 to 381 code for a protein of 126 amino acids. The record is from RefSeq and is a predicted model, not a curated record. Lineage: Eukaryota; Fungi; Ascomycota; Eurotiomycetes; Eurotiales; Aspergillaceae. The transcript has a single exon.
AUGAUCCCUACCACGAUCCCUACCACUACCCCUACCACGAAUCAGACAUCACACACCUCGGAAUCAUCGGGCCUCUCGAUAGGGGCAAAGGCAGGCAUUGGUGUUGGUGUUGGCGUCGGUGCUCUGCUGGCGAUAUCUGCUUUUGCGGCGCUUUUCCUUCGAGAACGGAAGAACAAAAAGCUGAAAGGUAAUUCUCAAUACACCUUUGCAGCGACUUCGGACACCUUAGCGCGUGAGGUUCCCCAUCGAAUGCCACAAUCGGAAUUAGAGUGCAAUACGAUUCGUGAAGCAUCGGCAGGUGGCCAGGAGCUUAAGCAAGACGUGCACCAUAAUGCUAGACACGAAUUACCGGGGGAAUCGACUGGUGCUAGAGGGAUAUAG